CAGCUGACCUACAGCGGGCAGGUCGAAUGGAGUCUGCCAGGGAGGUGCAGGCUAGCAACAUGGAAGAGGUUACGGAAGCAUUGGGUCGCACCCUGGGGGUUUCUGAACAGUACAGCAGUGCUGAUGGGGGGCGAGACUGCCCCCCGUGUGUCGCCUCUCGGGAGACGGAGCUGGAGGAGAACUUCUAUGACUGUCGAGAGACUCUAGAGGAUACUGAGGAAAAACCAGCAAGCAACAGUUUGGGCAGGCUAAGGACAGAGCAGGAGGGGGAGGGAGACGCUAAUCACCCAGACAGGAAACGGGAGAAGGGAAGACAGGAUGUUCACGGAGAAGAGGAACCUGUGCUGUGGGACAAGCCGGAUCUGAGCAAGGAAGGGAGGGACAGAGGGAACCAGCCGGAGCAGGAGAGCUGGGUGGAGUGCAGUGAGGAGGACCAGGGGGCGCAUUCAUCUCAGGAUGGAGUGGAAGAGUCUGAGUUUGGGGUGAAGGAAGAGGUGGUACCGGAAUUUGAUGAGGAGUACCUGAGCGAGUUGGAGAAAGACCUGAGCCAAGAAGAAAAAGAGAGCCGGAGGGAGGAGAGCCUGAAACUGAAGGAGACAGGAAAUGCACAGUUCAAGAGAGGGGAGCACUGUGAAGCAGAGGAGUCGUACACGGCUGCCCUGAGGGCAUCCCCUGUGUGUUAUGGCAAGGAGAGGGCCAUCCUGUUCUCGAACCGUGCGGCGGCCCGACUGCAUCUGGAUAAAAAUGAAAGCGCGAUAGCCGACUGCACCAAAGCCAUAGAGCUGAACCCUGACUACAUCAGAGCCAUCCUGAGGAGGGCAGAGUUGUAUGAGAAGACAGACAAGCUGGAUGAGGCCUUGGAGGACUACAAGCUGGUGCUGGAGAAGGACCCCAGCAUGAAGCAGGCCAGGGAGGCCACCCUGCGCCUGCCGCAGCAGAUCCACGAGAGGAAUGAAAGGCUGAAGGAGGAGAUGAUGGGUACGUGACCCUUCCUGCCUGUCCCUGCCGCCGCCAUCCCUUCGCUCCAGUCAGGGACUUGAAGCUCGCUGUAUCUCGGGGGGGGGGGUC
Messenger RNA from Paramormyrops kingsleyae, 1068 nucleotides. NCBI's taxonomy places the organism in Eukaryota, Metazoa, Chordata, Actinopteri, Osteoglossiformes, Mormyridae. The record is from RefSeq and is a predicted model, not a curated record.